GCUAACGGUCUGGUCCUCCGGUUUUCCGCUGCCCUGCCGCUUAGGAGGUGCGCCCCAGCUAUGCAGUGUCCAGGGAGACGACGGGCAUGACGGCGACAGGAUGGGCGCGAACAAUGGCAAACAGUACGGCAGUGAGGGCAAAGGCAGCUCAAGCAUCUCAUCCGACGUGAGUUCAAGUACAGAUCACACACCAACCAAAGCCCAGAAGAAUGUGGCCACCAGCGAAGAUUCCGACUUGAGCAUGCGUACAUUGAGCACGCCCAGCCCAGCCUUGAUAUGUCCACCGACUUUGCCAGGAUUUCAGAAUGGAAGGGGCUCCUCCACUUCUUCAUCCUCCAUCACCGGGGAGACGGUGGCAAUGGUUCACUCCCCACCCCCGACCCGCCUCACUCACCCACUCAUCCGGCUGGCCUCCAGACCCCAGAAAGAGCAAGCCAGCAUAGACCGGCUCCCAGACCACUCUAUGGUGCAGAUCUUCUCCUUCCUGCCCACCAACCAGCUGUGCCGCUGUGCACGGGUUUGCCGCCGCUGGUACAACCUGGCCUGGGACCCGCGCCUCUGGAGGACUAUCCGCCUCACGGGCGAGACCAUCAAUGUGGACCGUGCCCUGAAAGUGCUGACCCGUAGGCUUUGCCAGGACACACCCAAUGUGUGUCUCAUGCUAGAGACUGUCAUUGUCAGUGGCUGCCGUAGGCUCACAGACCGAGGGCUCUACACCAUUGCACAGUGCUGCCCAGAACUGAGGCGCCUGGAAGUCUCAGGAUGUUACAAUAUCUCCAACGAAGCUGUCUUUGAUGUGGUGUCCCUCUGCCCCAACCUGGAACAUCUGGAUGUGUCAGGGUGCUCCAAAGUUACUUGCAUCAGCUUGACCCGGGAGGCCUCCAUUAAACUGUCCCCCUUACAUGGCAAACAGAUUUCCAUCAGAUACCUUGAUAUGACGGACUGCUUCGUGCUGGAGGACGAAGGUUUGCACACCAUCGCAGCUCACUGCACGCAGCUCACACACCUCUAUCUGCGCCGUUGUGUCCGCCUCACGGAUGAGGGCCUCCGCUACCUGGUGAUCUACUGCACAUCCAUCAAGGAGCUCAGUGUCAGUGACUGCCGCUUUGUCAGUGACUUUGGCCUGCGGGAGAUUGCUAAACUGGAGUCCCGCUUGCGGUACCUCAGCAUUGCCCACUGCGGCCGCAUCACGGAUGUGGGCAUUCGUUAUGUGGCUAAGUACUGCAGCAAAUUACGCUACCUCAAUGCGAGGGGCUGCGAGGGCAUCACGGACCAUGGAGUGGAGUACCUUGCCAAGAACUGCACAAAACUUAAGUCUCUGGACAUUGGCAAAUGUCCUCUGGUCUCAGACACGGGCCUGGAAUCCCUGGCUUUGAACUGUUUCAAUCUCAAGAGGUUAAGCCUCAAGUCCUGCGAGAGCAUCACCGGCCAGGGCCUACAGAUCGUGGCUGCCAACUGCUUUGACCUGCAGAUGCUGAAUGUCCAGGACUGCGAAGUUUCAGUGGAGGCCCUGCGGUUUGUGAAGCGCCAUUGCAAGCGCUGUGUCAUUGAGCAUACAAACCCUGCUUUCUUCUGAAGGGGCGGCUCCCGUGAGCCGUGAAAACGCGGCCUACAGGAACCAAACAAUGUUUUGUAAAAGCAGCCCAUGUAAGCACCCACACCCACUCAUAGCUCAUAGCCCCUGUUUCUUCCGGGAAUGUUCUUUGGAGUCUGGCUUUUAGUUUUAUUUCUCAUGAGCAAAUGAGGUUACGGAAAUGAAGAAGGAAAACCAAAUUUCUACCGUGGUAAACUGGUUCUGGUCGGUUCAUUUGUAGACAUAGGCUCACAAAGGGUGCACCUCAGCAGGCUGGUCACUCUGUCUUUGGAAAUGCACCUUACCCUAUCCUCCUUUCCCCUGCUCGGCCGCAAGGCGUAUCCCAAAGUUCCACACCUUCAUCUUCCAACCCUGCAACAACUGCAGCAUUGUCAGAAUGAGACCCUCUAAAGCUGAUGUUAAACUACUUGGUAGAUAUAAGCCCCACUCCUAAAUCCCACAGCAAGCAAAUUGGGGUUAAAGUCAUGUUAACACUUUACGUGUGCAGAGAUCUUCCCCAUGCUAAGCAAUUAUGGCAAAUCACACGGAGUAAAAAGAGACAUAUUUUCUAUCCCAGCUCUGCCACUAACUAGCUGUGUGAUCUUGGUCAAAACACCUCACCUUUCUGGGCUCCAGCUUCCCACCACCAGAGGCUAGAGGUGGGGGGAUGAGCCUCAUCCCCGUUUUAGAACUGAGAGAAUAGUGACGCCGAUAAGCAGAGCUUUGUAUAA
Messenger RNA from Phodopus roborovskii (desert hamster), 2304 nucleotides. It is a transcript of the gene Fbxl7, whose product is annotated as F-box and leucine rich repeat protein 7. The transcript is spliced from 4 exons. Gene Ontology annotation, molecular function: protein binding. Gene Ontology annotation, biological process: SCF-dependent proteasomal ubiquitin-dependent protein catabolic process. The coding region runs from base 101 to 1576 and encodes 491 amino acids. The record is from RefSeq and is a predicted model, not a curated record. NCBI's taxonomy places the organism in Eukaryota, Metazoa, Chordata, Mammalia, Rodentia, Cricetidae. Gene Ontology annotation, cellular component: SCF ubiquitin ligase complex.